AAGAUGUAAGGCAGAGUUGAUUUCACAGGUAGCAGUAAGAUAAUUGUUUUGCUCUGAAGGAGCACUGCUAAGGUUUCCCAAGGUAAGAUAUUCUCUACCGAGAGCUAUAGUAGGCAAAUGUCUGGAGGUUUAUUGCCUAAACUGUGCGUCGGUAACCAACUUGCAAAAGCUUCGACAAGUUAGAAGACUCAAUGGUGCACAACCAUCAAGGUAUUUCUAUCCAUGAACCUGACCCGGAUAAAGAUCCCUGGACUAGGGACCAGCCGGGCUCUCCUGAGACUACACCAACAAGGGUACAGAUAGCUACAGACUCUGAUUUCUAUCCAUCGGUCAGCCUGGCUGCAUUGCUCAGUCUAAUCUUCAUCCUUGUCGUCUGUCUAAUGUCUUCAGGAAGUGGCAUAAAUGGCAGAGCUAUCUCAUUGGGACGCAUCGGAGAAAAGAUGGUCCGUUUACAUCCUUUGCUUUCUUGUCAGACCCUGGCUACUAGAAGGUCAUUGGACAACAGUUUAAAGCCAAACCGUGAUGGGGUAACUACUAUAAUAGCUGUCACAAACAGUAAUGCAGUUCAGACACUAAUCUGUUUUACCAGUAAUCUGAUUUCUCUUCUAUCAAGUCAGGCUAACAACGUCACCAAAAGACUUCAGGACUACAGCUCACCAGUGUUAUCAGGGAUUAUAAAUAACAGCCCUUCCAGGGUCUUCCAUGUGGCAGUGGUAACUAUAAGGACAGGGCAAGCCCCCUUUGGAAUUAUCCUAGGUCCAGAAGACUACCUGUUUGGAGGAACACACCUAUGGAAAAUGACACUUAAUGUUCCAAAGGGAGAAAAUGAAAGGGGCCUACAGAACAACAUUUCUGACCUUGCCGUUGAUGUUCUGAAGUUCCUCUACAAAACAAAGCACAUUCCAGAGGUUUUUGAAAAGAGUGGAUACACAGAAAAAUGUCUCCCGGUUUUACAUAUCACAGGAGAUCCAUAUCUGGAGAGUGGAUUUGUGUGUUAAAAACCUACUUUCUUAGAAUACCUGAACAGUUAUAGUUAUAGGAUUAACUAACAAACUAAGACAAUAUGCCUGUCAAAAUAAAUGUCUGCUUAUGCUUUAUAAAAUCUUUCAACAGGAAUUUUAAAGAG
Molecule: messenger RNA, 1126 nt
Organism: Pelobates fuscus (common spadefoot toad)
Lineage: Eukaryota; Metazoa; Chordata; Amphibia; Anura; Pelobatidae
Exons: 2
Coding region: 192-998 (268 amino acids)
Source: RefSeq, a predicted model, not a curated record